UCUGUGGGUGGAAAACAAUACUUAAAGCUCCCAGUCGGGGUAAGUGGCACAGCCUGAGAGCGAGUGCUCCCGCGUCUGCGCCCACCUCCCGCAGCGCACUCCUGGCCCACCAGCCACCCACCGGGUGCCACCCUGCGCCCCAGCGCUCCGAGGCCACCGGGUCCCUGCGGCUCCCGGGCAGCCCAGGCAGGGACCCUUCCACUCCCACCUGCGGAUCGUCGGCCUCCGGGAGACUCCUCCGGCCCUCGCUGAGAACCAACCAUGUCGAGCUCCGCAGAGGACAGGUUCCGCUAUCACAUCUCCUGCUUCAGGCCCAGGUUGAAGAGCUACAUUCAAGUGGAGCCGGUGCUGGACUACCUCGUCUUUCUGCCCGCAGAAACCAAAGAGCAGAUCCUCAAACGGGUCACCACCUGUGGGAACACCAGCGCCGCGGGACUGCUGCUGAGCACCUUGGAGAGGGGGGCGUGGCCGGCCGGGUGGGGGCAGAUGUUUGUGGAGGCCCUGCAGCGCAGUGGCAACCCCCUAGCCGCGCGCUACGUCCAACCCACACUCACCGACCUGCCCUCUCCCUCCUCCGAGACCGUCCACGAUGAGUGUCUCCACCUGCUGAACCUCCUUCAGCCCACCUUGGUGGACAGGCUUCUGUUUAACGAUGUCUUGGAUCCCUGCGUGGAGAAGGGGCUGUUGACAGCGGAGGACAGGAAUCGGAUCUCUGCUGCAGGAAACAGUGGAAAUGAGUCAGGUGUGAGAGAACUGCUGAAAAGGAUUGUGCAGAAAGAAAACUGGUUUUCUACUUUUCUGGAAGUUCUUCGUCAAACUGGAAAUGAUGCACUAGCCCAAGAGCUAACAGGUGUUGACUGCCCAGAAAGCACUGCAGAGCUGGAGAAUUCAUCUCACGAAGAUGGGCCUGAGGCUAAUGAGCCCCUUGUGUCUGCUAUAGAUGAUUCAAGGCUGGAGACAGAGGCCUGGAACACAGAGGAUACCUCACCAGAGGUCUCCUUUACAGCGUCUUCUGUGACCACAGAAUCAGACACAAGUUUGGCAGAAGGAAGUGUCAGCUGCUUAGAUGAAAGUCUUGGACAUAACAGCAACAUGGGCAGUGAUUCAGGCACCAUGGGAAGGGAUUCAGAUGAAAGGAUGGGGACACAGAGAACAUCUCCUGAGCCAGAACUGCAGCUCAGGCCUUAUCAAAUGGAAGUGGCCCAACCAGCAUUGGAGGGGAAGAAUAUUAUCAUCUGUCUCCCCACGGGGAGUGGGAAAACCAGAGUGGCUGUUUACAUCACCAAAGAUCACUUAGACAAGAAGAAGCAGGCAUCUGAACCCGGGAAGGUUAUCAUCCUUGUCAAUAAGGUGAUGUUAGCUGAACAACUUUUUCGCAAAGAGUUCAACCCAUUUUUAAAGAAAUGGUAUCGCAUUAUUGGGUUAAGUGGUGAUACCCAGCUGAAAAUAUCGUUUCCAGAAGUUGUCAAAUCUUACGAUGUUAUUAUCAGCACAGCUCAGAUCCUUGAAAAUUCCCUCUUUAAUCGGGAGAGCGGAGAAGAUGAUGGCGUACAGCUGUCAGAUUUUUCCCUCAUUAUCAUUGACGAGUGUCAUCACACCAACAAGGAGGCAGUCUAUAACAACAUCAUGAGACGAUAUUUGAAGCAGAAGUUGAAGAAUAAUACCCUCAAGAAACAAAACAAGCCAGUAAUUCCCCUGCCCCAGAUACUAGGACUGACAGCUUCGCCUGGUGUUGGAGGAGCCAAAAAGCAAUCUGAGGCCGAAAAGCAUAUCUUAAAUAUAUGUGCCAAUCUUGAUGCAUUCACCAUUAAAACAGUGAAUGAGAAUCUUGGUCAACUCAAGCAUCAAAUAAAGGAACCCUGCAAGAAGUUUGUGAUUGCUGAUGACACCAGAGAAAAUCCAUUUAAAGAAAAACUUCUAGAAAUUAUGGCAAGCAUUCAAACUUACUGCCAAAUGAGUCCAAUGUCCGAAUUUGGAACCCAGCAUUAUGAGCAAUGGGCCAUUCAAAUGGAAAAAAAAGCUGCGAAGGCCGGGAAUCGCAAACACCGUGCCUGUGCGGAACAUUUGAGGAAAUACAACGAAGCCCUGCAGAUCAACGACACCAUCCGGAUGAUUGACGCGUACAGCCACCUGGAAAGCUUCUACGCUGAUGAGAAAGAAAAGAAGUUUGCCGUCUUAGAGGACAGUGACGAGAGCGAAGAAGAUGCUAGCAGUCACGAUGAUGAACUUAAGGACAAUGUAAAGAAAUCUUUGAAAAUGGACGAAACAGAUGAAUUUCUCAUGGAUUUAUUCUUUGAUAACAGGAAAAUGUUGAAAAAACUAGCCGAAAACCCAGAAUAUGAAAAUGAAAAACUCACUAAAUUAAGAAACACCAUAUUGGAACAAUUCACAAGGACUGAGGAAUCGUCUCGAGGAAUUAUUUUCACGAAAACCCGGCAGAGCACCUACGCACUCUCCCAGUGGAUUAUGGAAAAUGAAAAGUUUGCAGAAGUUGGCAUCAAAGCACACCACCUGAUUGGAGCAGGACACAGCAGUGAAGUCAAGCCCAUGACACAGAACGAACAAAAAGAAGUCAUUAGUAAAUUUCGCACAGGAGAAAUAAAUCUGCUUAUAGCUACUACAGUGGCAGAGGAAGGCCUGGAUAUCAAAGAAUGCAAUAUCGUUAUCCGUUAUGGCCUCGUCACGAAUGAGAUAGCCAUGGUCCAGGCCCGUGGUCGAGCCAGAGCUGAUGAAAGUACCUACGUCCUGGUUACCAGUAGUGGCUCGGGCGUUACUGAACGUGAGAUUGUGAACGAUUUCCGAGAGAAGAUGAUGUACAAAGCUAUAAAUCGUGUUCAGAAUAUGAACCCAGAGGAGUAUGCACAUGAGAUUUUGAAAUUACAGGUACAAAGUAUCUUGGAAAAGAAAAUGAAGGUCAAAAGAAGCAUUGCAAAGCAUUACAACAAUCCGUCGUUAAUAACUCUUCUCUGCAAAAACUGUAGUAUGCUGGUGUGCUCAGGAGAAAACAUCUAUGUAAUUGAGAAGAUGCAUCAUGUCAAUAUGACACCGGAAUUCAAGAGACUCUACAUUGUAAGAGAAAACAAGGCACUACAGAAGAAAUUUGCUGAUUAUCAAGCAAAUGGAGAGAUUAUCUGCAAAUGUGGCCAAGCGUGGGGAACAAUGAUGGUGCACAAAGGUUUAGAUUUGCCUUGUCUUAAAAUAAGGAAUUUUGUUGUAGAUUUCAAAAAUAAUUCAUCAAAAAAGCAGUAUAAGAGGUGGGUGGAACUGCCAGUCCGGUUUCCUGAUCUAGAUUGCUCAGAACAUUGCCUGUCCAGUGAUGAAGACUAGCUCCUGACUCUUGUUGCUAACUCAACAUUGAGUGUGAUUUUGAUUAAUGUUUGCAUUACACCAAUGAACUAAUGCUAGAGAAUGUAAAUGAUGGUUGUGUUGUACUUUUAAUUAUGUAAAGAAAUGCCAAAAAAUGCAUACAUCCUACUGGUUGGUAAAUGUAAUUGUUAACCAGAAUGGUCAACUUGAUGAGCUCUGGAAUCACCAGAGAGAUGGGCCUUCAGGAAUACCCAUGGAGAAGGAAGGCCUUCUGACCUUGGUCAGGGGGUUUUCCCAUUCUCCAGACUUGGGUCCCGGGCUGUAUAAAACUGAGAAAACUGGCUGAGCCCACACUUGCACUCAUAACUCUGCUUCUUGACUGUGGAAUGCAAUGGAAGAAGCUACCCCAAGCUCCUGUUGCCAUGACUUCUCCACAGUAAUGGAUUAUAACUUCCACCUGUGAACUACAAUAAAUCAUUCCUCCACAGUU
Meriones unguiculatus (Mongolian gerbil) is the source of this 3796-nucleotide messenger RNA. RefSeq names its product interferon induced with helicase C domain 1 (gene Ifih1). Gene Ontology annotation, molecular function: DNA binding; hydrolase activity; ATP binding. The record is from RefSeq and is a predicted model, not a curated record. Gene Ontology annotation, biological process: positive regulation of interferon-beta production; innate immune response; response to virus. Lineage: Eukaryota; Metazoa; Chordata; Mammalia; Rodentia; Muridae. The transcript is spliced from 16 exons. Bases 262 to 3327 code for a protein of 1021 amino acids. Gene Ontology annotation, cellular component: cytoplasm.